AUGGCUACAAUCACCAUCAUCACCACCACCAUUACCAUCACCACCAUCAUCAUCAUCACCAUCAUCAACACCAUCAUCAUCACCACCACCACCAUCACUACCAUCAUCAUCACCACCAUCAACACCUUUACCAACAUUAUCAUCACUGUCAUCGUCAUCAACAUCGCCACCAUCACCAUCAUCACUGUCAUCAACACUACCACCAUCACCAUCAUCAACACCAUCAUCAUCAUCACCACCACCAUCACUACCAUCAUCAUCACCACCAUCAACACCUUUACCAACAUUAUCAUCACUGUCAUCGUCAUCAACAUCGCCACCAUCACCAUCAUCACUGUCAUCAACACUACCACCAUCACCAUCAUCAACACCAUCAUCAUCAUCACCACCAUCACUACCAUCAUCAUCACCACCAUCAACACCUUUACCAACAUUAUCAUCACUGUCAUCAUCAUCAACAUCGCCACCAUCACCAUCAUCACUGUCAUCAACACUACCACCAUCACCAUCAUCAACACCAUCAUCAUCAUCACCACCACCAUCACUACCAUCAACACCAUCAUCAUCAUCACCACCACCAUCACUACCAUCAUCAUCACCACCAUCAACACCUUUACCAACAUUAUCAUCACUGUCAUCGUCAUCAACAUCGCCACCAUUACCAUCAUCACUGUCAUCAACACUACCACCAUCACCAUCAUCAACACCAUCAUCAUCAUCACCACCACCAUCACUACCAUCAACACCAUCAUCAUCAUCAACACCUUUACCAACAUUCUCAUCACUGUCAUUGUCAUCAACAUCACCACCAUCACCAUCAUCACUGUCAUCAACACUACCACCAUCACCAUCAUCAACACCAUCAUCAUCAUCACCACCACCAUCACUACCAUCAACACCAUCAUCAUCAUCACCACCACCAUCACUACCAUCAUCAUCACCACCAUCAACACCUUUACCAACAUUAUCAUCACUGUCAUCGUCAUCAACAUCACCACCAUCACCAUCAUCACUGUCAUCAACACCACCACCAUCACCAUCAUCAACACCAUCAUCAUCACCACCACCACCAUCACUACCAUCAUCAUCACCACCAUCAACACCUUUACCAACAUUAUCAUCACUGUCAUCGUCAUCAACAUCGCCACCAUCACCAUCAUCACUGUCAUCAACACUACCACCAUCACCAUCAUCAACACCAUCAUCAUCAUCACCACCACCAUCACUACCAUCAUCAUCACCACCAUCAACACCUUUACCAACAUUCUCAUCACUGUCAUUGUCAUCAACAUCACCACCAUCACCAUCAUCACUGUCAUCAACACUACCACCAUCACCAUCAUCAACACCAUCAUCAUCAUCACCACCACCAUCACUACCAUCAACACCAUCAUCAUCAUCACCACCACCAUCACUACCAUCAUCAUCACCACCAUCAACACCUUUACCAACAUUAUCAUCACUGUCAUCGUCAUCAACAUCACCACCAUCACCAUCAUCACUGUCAUCAACACCACCACCAUCACCAUCAUCAACACCAUCAUCAUCACCACCACCACCAUCACUACCAUCAUCAUCACCACCAUCAACACCUUUACCAACAUUAUCAUCACUGUCAUCAUCAUCAACAUCGCCACCAUCACCAUCAUCACUGUCAUCAACACUACCACCAUCACCAUCAUCAACACCAUCAUCAUCAUCACCACCACCAUCACUACCAUCAACACCAUCAUCAUCAUCACCACCACCAUCACUACCAUCAUCAUCACCACCAUCAACACCUUUACCAACAUUAUCAUCACUGUCAUCGUCAUCAACAUCACCACCAUCACCAUCAUCACUGUCAUCAACACCACCACCAUCACCAUCAUCAACACCAUCAUCAUCACCACCACCACCAUCACUACCAUCAUCAUCACCACCAUCAACACCUUUACCAACAUUAUCAUCACUGUCAUCAUCAUCAACAUCACCACUAUCACCAUCAUCACUGUCAUCAACACUACCACCAUCACCAUCAUCAACACCAUCAUCAUCAUCACCACCACCAUCACUACCAUCAUCAUCACCACCAUCAACACCUUUACCAACAUUAUCAUCACUGUCAUCGUCAUCAACAUCACCACCAUCACCAUCAUCACUGUCAUCAACACCACCACCAUCACCAUCAUCAACACCAUCAUCAUCACCACCACCACCAUCACUACCAUCAUCAUCACCACCAUCAACACCUUUACCAACAUUAUCAUCACUGUCAUCAUCAUCAACAUCGCCACCAUCACCAUCAUCACUGUCAUCAACACUACCACCAUCACCAUCAUCAACACCAUCAUCAUCAUCACCACCACCAUCACUACCAUCAACACCAUCAUCAUCAUCACCACCACCAUCACUACCAUCAACACCAUCAUCAUCAUCACCACCACCAUCACUACCAUCAUCAUCACCACCAUCAACACCUUUACCAACAUUAUCAUCACUGUCAUCGUCAUCAACAUCGCCACCAUUACCAUCAUCACUGUCAUCAACACUACCACCAUCACCAUCAUCAACACCAUCAUCAUCAUCACCACCACCAUCACUACCAUCAACACCAUCAUCAUCAUCAACACCUUUACCAACAUUCUCAUCACUGUCAUUGUCAUCAACAUCACCACCAUCACCAUCAUCACUGUCAUCAACACUACCACCAUCACCAUCAUCAACACCAUCAUCAUCAUCACCACCACCAUCACUACCAUCAACACCAUCAUCAUCAUCACCACCACCAUCACUACCAUCAUCAUCACCACCAUCAACACCUUUACCAACAUUAUCAUCACUGUCAUCGUCAUCAACAUCACCACCAUCACCAUCAUCACUGUCAUCAACACCACCACCAUCACCAUCAUCAACACCAUCAUCAUCACCACCACCACCAUCACUACCAUCAUCAUCACCACCAUCAACACCUUUACCAACAUUAUCAUCACUGUCAUCGUCAUCAACAUCGCCACCAUCACCAUCAUCACUGUCAUCAACACUACCACCAUCACCAUCAUCAACACCAUCAUCAUCAUCACCACCACCAUCACUACCAUCAUCAUCACCACCAUCAACACCUUUACCAACAUUCUCAUCACUGUCAUUGUCAUCAACAUCACCACCAUCACCAUCAUCACUGUCAUCAUCACCACCACCAUCACCAUCAUCAACACCAUCAUCAUCAUCACCACCACCAUCACUACCAUCAUCAUCACCACCAUCAACACCUUUACCAACAUUAUCAUCACUGUCAUCGUCAUCAACAUCACCACCAUCACCAUCAUCACUGUCAUCAACACCACCACCAUCACCAUCAUCAACACCAUCAUCAUCACCACCACCACCAUCACUACCAUCAUCAUCACCACCAUCAACACCUUUACCAACAUUAUCAUCACUGUCAUCAUCAUCAACAUCACCACUAUCACCAUCAUCACUGUCAUCAACACUACCACCAUCACCAUCAUCAACACCAUCAUCAUCACCACCACCACCAUCACUACCAUCAUCAUCACCACCAUCAACACCUUUACCAACAUUAUCAUCACUGUCAUCAUCAUCAACAUCGCCACCAUCACCAUCAUCACUGUCAUCAACACCAUCAUCAUCAUCACCACCACCAUCACUACCAUCAUCAUCACCACCAUCAACACCUUUACCAACAUUAUCAUCACUGUCAUCGUCAUCAACAUCGCCACCAUCACCAUCAUCACUGUCAUCAACACUACCACCAUCACCAUCAUCAACACCAUCAUCAUCAUCACCACCACCAUCACUACCAUCAACACCAUCAUCAUCAUCACCACCACCAUCACUACCAUCAUCAUCACCACCAUCAACACCUUUACCAACAUUAUCAUCACUGUCAUCGUCAUCAACAUCACCACCAUCACCAUCAUCACUGUCAUCAACACCACCACCAUCACCAUCAUCAACACCAACACCAUCAUCAUCCUUAAGGUUAUCUCAGAAGAUUUAGUGUCAAUCAAGACAGACCAAUAG
This is a messenger RNA of Rangifer tarandus platyrhynchus (Svalbard reindeer), 4026 nucleotides long. The record is from the annotation of a GenBank genome assembly. Lineage: Eukaryota; Metazoa; Chordata; Mammalia; Artiodactyla; Cervidae.